AACUCUCCGCCUUAUUUGACCGAAUCAUCCAAUACUAUCCCACCCGAGUCACCUCGACGCCCACUCAUCUCUCUCCAUCUCUUUCUCUCAUCUGAGUCGCCUCGACGGCUCACCCAUCUCUCUCUCUCUCUCUCUAAAAAUAGAAAACUGAAAAGCAGAGCCCGUAGAGAGUGGGUGCAUAUCACCUUCAAUCAUCCACGUCUCCGCUCAAAUCUCCUCUAACUUCGGCGGAGAUCUCUCUCUCUCUCUCUCUGUCUCUCCUCCGCCAAAAAUCUCACCGAUUCGACUGUUUUUCAUGCGCUAGGGUUUUACACUGCGCAUUGAGCUAACCAGCUCUCAACUGAAAAAAGAACAUGAUGAUAAACAGGGGUCUAUUCGGGUGGUCCCCGCCGCACAUACAACCUCUCACACCGGUCUCCGAGGUCUCCGAGCCGCCCGAAUCCCCGUCACCAUACCUCGACACCAGCGCCGAGCCGGUCCCCAUCGAGGUGGAGGAGGAGAUCGACGACGGGGACGAGAUCGAGCCGCCCCCGGCCGCCGUCCCCUUCUCCAGGCUCUUCGCAUGCGCCGAUCGCCUAGAUUGGGUCCUGAUGGUCGUCGGAUCGCUGGCCGCCGCCGCUCACGGCACCGCGUUGGUGGUCUACUUGCAUUACUUCGCCAAGAUCAUCCAUUUGCUGGUGCACGACCGUCCGGACACGAGGGAUGUUCCGGACACGCGGGAUGUUCUGUUGAGUGACUUCUAUGACCUUACUUUGACCAUUGUCUAUAUUGCCGUGGGUGUUUUUGCCUUUGGGUGGAUAGAGGUUUCAUGCUGGAUUCUUACUGGAGAAAGGCAGACUGCUGUGAUCAGGUCGAAAUAUGUUCAAGUAUUGCUAAAUCAGGACAUGAGUUUUUUUGAUACAUAUGGGAAUAAUGGAGAUAUAGUUAGCCAAGUGUUGAGUGAUGUGCUGCUCAUCCAGUCUGCUCUUAGUGAAAAAGUUGGAAAUUAUAUUCAUAACAUGGCCACCUUCUUUAGUGGCCUUGUCAUUGGAUUUUUCAACUGCUGGCAGAUCGCCCUCAUUACUUUAGCCACUGGUCCAUUUAUUGUUGCUGCGGGAGGAAUAUCAAAUAUAUUUCUCCACAGGCUUGCUGAGAAUAUUCAAGAUGCCUACGCUGAAGCAGCAAGCAUUGCUGAGCAGGCAGUUUCCUAUAUCAGAACGUUGUAUGCAUUUACGAAUGAAACGUUGGCCAAGUACUCUUAUGCAACUUCACUGCAAGCAACACUGAGGUAUGGUAUAUUGAUUAGUCUGGUGCAAGGACUAGGUCUCGGGUUUACAUAUGGGCUUGCAAUCUGUUCUUGUGCCUUACAACUUUGGGUUGGAAGGUUCCUGGUUACUCAUGGGAGAGCCCAUGGGGGUGAAGUUAUAACAGCCCUGUUUGCUGUAAUUUUGAGUGGCCUAGGACUGAAUCAAGCAGCAACAAAUUUCUACUCUUUUGAGCAAGGGAGAAUUGCUGCAUACAGACUCUUUGAGAUGAUAAGCCGUUCAUCCUCUUCUGUUAAUCAUGAUGGGAUUACUCUACCAUCUGUUCAAGGAAACAUUGAAUUCCGGAAUGUAUAUUUCAGCUAUCUCUCACGUCCGGAAAUUCCUAUCUUAAGUGGCUUCUACCUCACUGUGCCUGCUAAAAAGGCAGUGGCGCUUGUUGGCAGAAAUGGCUCGGGAAAAAGCAGUAUUAUACCGCUUAUGGAACGGUUUUAUGAUCCUACAUUAGGAGAAGUUCUUUUGGAUGGAGAGAAUAUAAAGAACCUCAAAUUGGAGUGGCUUAGAAGUCAAAUUGGUUUAGUCACUCAAGAACCUGCACUACUGAGUCUUAGUAUCAGAGACAACAUUGCUUAUGGGAGGUCUGACGCUACUUUGGAUCAGAUUGAGGAAGCUGCUAAAAUAGCUCAUGCACAUACAUUUAUCAGCUCACUUGGGAGAGGCUAUGAGACACAGGUGGGUAGGGCUGGCAUAGCAUUGACAGAAGAGCAGAAAAUUAAACUCUCUGUUGCCAGGGCAGUGCUUUCGAAUCCGUCUAUUCUUCUUCUUGAUGAGGUAACUGGUGGACUUGAUUUUGAAGCGGAAAGAUCUGUUCAGGAGGCUCUAGAUCUCCUCAUGUUAGGCCGAUCUACUAUCAUCAUUGCUCGGCGGCUUAGUCUCAUAAGGAAUGCUGACUAUAUAGCAGUGAUGGAAGAGGGUCAGCUAGUUGAAAUGGGCACACAUGAUGAACUAAUAACCUUGGAUGGCUUAUAUGCAGAGCUCCUCAAAUGUGAAGAAGCAGCAAAACUUCCACGCAGGAUGCCAAUAAGGAACUACAAGGAAACUGCAGCUUUUCAAGUUGAAAAAGAUUCAUCAGCUGGUCAAAGCCUGCAAGAACCAUCAUCUCCUAAAAUGGCCAAAUCACCAUCUCUUCAGAGGGUUUCUGCUGUCCAUGUAUUCCGGCCUCCAGAUGUUGGAUUUAAUUCACAAGAAUCUCCAAGGGUUCGUAGCCCACCUUCGGAACAAAUGGUGGAAAACGGCAUCCCUUUGGUUGUUAUGGAUAAGGAACCAUCUAUAAGAAGGCAGGAUAGUUUUGAAAUGAGACUUCCUGACUUACCCAAAAUUGACGUUCCGUCUGGGAAUAAACAAACAUGCAAUUCUUCUGAUCCUGAAUCUCCUGUCUCACCGCUGUUGACAUCUGAUCCCAAAAAUGAACGCUCUCAUUCACAAACUUUCAGUCGACCACAUAGCCAGUACGAUGACUCACCAGUGAAAACGAAGGAAACAGGGGAUUCACGGCAUCGAAAAGAGCCUUCUCUUUGGAGGCUUGUAGAGCUUAGCUUAGCAGAGUGGCUUUAUGCUGUUUUAGGGAGCACUGGUGCUGCCAUCUUUGGUUCAUUUAAUCCACUCCUUGCCUAUGUGAUUGCACUGGUAGUUACAGCAUACUACAGAGAAGAUCAUCAUCUUCAUCAGGAAGUAAACAAGUGGUGCUUAAUUAUUACAUGUAUGGGUAUUGUGACAGUGGUUGCUAAUUUCCUGCAGCACUUCUACUUUGGUAUAAUGGGGGAGAAGAUGACCGAACGAGUGAGGAGAAUGAUGUUCUCAGCAAUGUUGCGCAAUGAAGUUGGAUGGUUUGAUGAAGAGGAUAACAGUGCUGACACCUUAUCCAUGCGUUUAGCAAAUGAUGCAACAUUUGUGAGAGCUGCUUUUAGCAAUCGACUUUCUAUUUUCAUACAAGACAGUGCGGCUGUUGCGGUUGCUGUUGUUAUCGGGAUGUUUCUACAUUGGCGAUUGGCACUAGUUGCUUUGGCAACGCUACCUAUUCUUACUGUCUCGGCUAUUGCACAGAAGUUAUGGCUUGCUGGGUUCUCUAAGGGCAUACAAGAGAUGCACAGAAAGGCUUCUUUGGUUCUUGAAGAUGCCGUUAGAAACAUUUACACUGUUGUAGCAUUCUGUGCUGGUAACAAGGUUAUGGAGCUCUACAGGUGGCAACUUCACAAGAUAUUCAAGCAGAGCUUCCUUCAAGGGAUGGCUAUUGGUUUCGGAUUUGGCUUUUCACAGUUUCUUCUCUUUGGCUGCAACGCUCUUCUUCUCUGGUACACUCGUUACUCUGUUAAAAACGGCUAUAUGGAUCUGCCUACGGCUCUCAAGGAGUACAUGGUGUUCUCUUUUGCAACAUUUGCACUUGUGGAGCCUUUUGGCUUGGCUCCCUAUAUACUGAAGCGGCGGAAAUCUCUUAUUUCAGUAUUUGAGAUCAUAGACAGAGUGCCCAAGAUUGACCCCGAUGAUAACUCGGCAUUGAAGCCUCCUAAUGUUUAUGGAAGCAUUGAGUUAAAAAAUAUCGACUUCUCAUACCCAACUCGCCCGGAAGUGUUGGUACUGAGUAAUUUUAGUCUGAAAGUCAACGGUGGUCAAACCGUUGCCGUGGUGGGCGUCUCUGGGUCAGGAAAGAGCACUAUAAUAUCUUUGAUAGAGAGAUUCUAUGACCCGGUUGCCGGUCAGGUUUUACUAGAUGGUCGAGAUUUGAAACUUUUCAACUUGAGGUGGUUGAGGAGUCACAUGGGUCUUGUUCAGCAGGAACCCAUUAUCUUCUCAACAACUAUAAGGGAAAACAUCAUCUACGCGAGGCACAACGCCAGUGAAGCGGAGAUGAAGGAGGCAGCAAGAAUAGCAAAUGCCCACCAUUUCAUCAGUAGCCUCCCUCACGGUUAUGAUACGCACGUUGGGAUGAGGGGCGUAGAUCUUACCCCAGGACAGAAGCAGAGAAUUGCAAUCGCUCGUGUGGUGUUGAAAAACGCACCUAUUUUGCUAUUGGACGAGGCGAGUUCAUCGAUCGAGUCUGAGUCUAGCCGAGUGGUGCAGGAGGCUCUUGAUACACUCAUCAUGGGGAAUAAAACGACGAUAUUAAUAGCCCAUAGAGCAGCUAUGAUGAGGCACGUAGACAACAUUGUAGUUCUUAAUGGAGGGCGAAUAGUAGAGGAAGGGUCCCACGAUUCCUUGAUGGCGAAGAAUGGUUUAUAUGUCCGGUUGAUGCAACCACACUUUGGGAAGGGCUUGCGUCAGCAUAGACUCAUAUAGGGCGGUGAUUGGGAUUGGUUGUUAAUUUGUGCUUAGUCCAUAGGAAAUCGACCCGUUUUUUCAAGUUGCCCAUAAUGCUGAGAAUUUCAGGAAAUGUACUGUGGUGAGAUUUUCCGCGAUCAUUGAGAUGAACAAAAAUGAUGAGGGUGAUGAGGGCAUUGUACACUGAUGUUCAUACAGUUGGUUUGGUGGGAUUGAGAAGGAUGGUGUGGCAACGGUGGUUACUUUGGCAAAUCCCGGUGGGUGGGUGGUUCCAGAUUUCAAUUAGUCUAUAAGGGCAAGCUCUCAAAUUUUUAGAUGCAUAUUCUUUUGGAGGCAAGCAUCGUAGAGGUUUGUGCUGUCUCCAUAGAUAUAUUGAUUUGUUAAUUAUAGAGUGGAAUGCAGGUAGGUGUAGUUUCUCUCUUUAAGUAAGUGGUGUGUACUUUUUCUUGUUUGCAUGUAUGUGGUGGAUCGAUCUCUCUUGAAGGGGUCAAUCUCACUAAUUUUUCUGGUGUACAUCUUUCUUCCAUCUGCGCAACUACAGAAGCUUUAACCAGAGGAUAAAGUGAAGGGAUUUGUUGGAACUCUUUUGUAUAGAAGGAUCAGAUAAUUUGCUUGCUAAUUUAUUUAUGAUUUCCAUG
Rhododendron vialii is the source of this 5194-nucleotide messenger RNA. Its product is annotated as ABC transporter B family member 20-like. The record is from RefSeq and is a predicted model, not a curated record. Gene Ontology annotation, molecular function: ATP binding; ATP hydrolysis activity; ABC-type transporter activity. Gene Ontology annotation, biological process: transmembrane transport. Lineage: Eukaryota; Viridiplantae; Streptophyta; Magnoliopsida; Ericales; Ericaceae. The coding region runs from base 354 to 4574 and encodes 1406 amino acids. The transcript is spliced from 11 exons. Gene Ontology annotation, cellular component: membrane.